Messenger RNA from Diachasmimorpha longicaudata, 1023 nucleotides. RefSeq names its product protein FRG1 homolog (gene FRG1). Gene Ontology annotation, molecular function: actin filament binding. Bases 123 to 902 code for a protein of 259 amino acids. The transcript has 5 exons. Gene Ontology annotation, cellular component: catalytic step 2 spliceosome; striated muscle dense body; nucleolus. Lineage: Eukaryota; Metazoa; Arthropoda; Insecta; Hymenoptera; Braconidae. The record is from RefSeq and is a predicted model, not a curated record.
GCAUGAUUCUGUUCAUUUGAGAGGUUAUGUUGUGAUUUCGUGAGAGUGACAUUCUAUUUGCAUUAUGAACUAACGAAUACUAUCCUAAUUAUUAAAUAAAUCAGAUAAAAUCUAAUAAACCAAUGUCUGAAUACGAGAAAGUGAGGGUAAAGAAAUUGUGCCUGAAGGGAGAAAAAGUAAAAUCCAAAAAACGUAAACAUAAGAAACAUGGACGGAGUAAAGAGGAUUCAGAACCUAAAGACAUUGAUGCUAUGCAACACGGCGGCUGGUGGAGGGUGAAGAACAUUAAUGAGAUAACCGGGACAGUGGCAAUUGAAUUUGGCAGUCACACGUACGUAAAAGCUCUUGACAAUGGACUAUUCACCCUCGGAGCGCCUCACGAUGAGGGGGAGGGGCCUUCCCCAGAGGAGAUCCUCACAGCAUUUCCAGUGAACGAGACUAAGAUAGCCCUGAAAUCAGGAUACGGGAAGUACAUUGGAGUUGAUAAGAAAGGAGUGGUAAUCGGAAGGAGUGAUGCUGUGGGAGCUAUGGAGCAGUGGGAGCCUAUUUUUCAGGAUGGAAAGCUAGCCAUUCUGGGGAACAACGGAUGUUUCAUGUCAAUAUCAGACGACGAAGAUGCUGUGUGUCAGAGCAAAACUGCUGGGUCUGGCGAAUUUUUAUCUCUCAGAAGUAUGAUACAGAAGAUCGAUGAUCCUUACAAAGAUGUACCUGUUGAGGAGCAAGGGUCACUUGCGCAAAUUGAAGUUAAUUAUGUCCGAAAGUUCCAAAAGUUCCAAGAUAAAAAAUUACGAAUCAACACCGGUGACAAAACUCAACUGGAAGAAGCGAAAAGUCAAGGAAUUCUCCACGAAACACUGCUAGACAGAAGAAGUAAAAUGAAGUCCGAUCGCUACUGUAAAUAAUGAAUAUUAAAAGAUCGAAAUUGUUCAUGAAUUAUAUUGGUACAGAAAAAACUGUCAGAAUUUCCAUUAUCUCUACAUAAAUAAGGCAUUAACGAAUAAAUGAAUGUCAUCGCGGGUAUAA